AUGGCUGCAGCGGACGUUGAGGCGGUCGAUUUUGAGCCUGAUGAGGACGACCUCAUGGACGAGGACGGAGCCGUCGACGUGGACGUGUCACCGGUGCCACAGCCACUGCCGAAGCUACGCUCCACCAUCACCAGCGGAAGGUCUGCUUACGCCGCCGGAGAGUCCAGCGUUACAAGGAAGACCAAGGGAAGGGGUUUCCGGGAGGAAGCUGAAGUAGAUCGCAACAACCGGCUCGCUGCCAAGGACUUCGAUUCUCUGGAUACAGAUGGCAGUCAGGGCCCUCAACGAUGUGAGCUCCUUUUUCUCCUUCUCUCAGUGGAAUUUGAGGGUUUUAUUUUGUUCAGCUGCGUUAUCACCGUCUCUGUUGCUGCGCGCGUUUUUUCCGGGUUUAGGGUUCUGUGGUGGUUCUGUCUCGUUUGAUUCAGUUUGUUUGCAAUGCAUCGUUCGACCAGUUUGUAUCCGGAGCUAUUCCUCUUUUUCUUUCACCUGAUUUGGUUCUCGAUCUUUCUGGAACUGAAUGAUGGGGACGAGUAUCGCGCUUCUAAUGAGAUAAACAGGAUAUUCUAGAGUAAAUAGAGCAGGUCAAGUGAUCUUCAAGAAAGUUGAUAUCUCAGCCCGUCUGUGUUCUAGACAAUGUUUUCCGGACCGUGCCGUAAACACAAUGCUACUCUUCAGUUAGGAAAAUGUGGGUUUCUACUAUUGUGACAAGUCAGCACCUUUGCUAUGGUGAGAUUUUAUGCCAGUGAAAGGGAGACACCACCAUUAUCUGUUGUAGUGGAGUCGGGUAAAGUUUUAACUACUAAACUCAUCGUUGUCUAUCUUACGAGACACUAUGGUUUGUGCCCAUAUUCUGCGACAUCUGUCAUUAAUAUAGCAGACUAAGUCCCUCAUCAAUGCCAAAAAUAGUCAGGAACUGUUUUUGUAUUUUUUUUUUUCGAGUUUUAUCAGAAUUUAAGGUUACACUCUCAGCGUAUACUCUGAAAACCCUGCUGAACCUUAUCAAGACUUUUAUGUGGCAUCCUGUGUGCAUUUCAGAUUCGCAUGUACUCCUGGUUUCUAGUGUCCCGCCAGUUUUCCAAUGGUGAUAUGAUAUUUUUAAUACUAAUGUAGCCUGCUGUUUUUGGGACCUAAGAAACUGUCGUGGGUAUAUUUAUCUUAGCGUAUAUGUAAUAUAUUCAACUGCGAAGAAAAAUCUCUUAUUUCAUGCUCUACUCAUGCACAAUACAAUAUGUUUAGAGUGCUUCCCGCUGGGGAUCAAUUCAGAUUUCUCUGAUCAAAUUACCAAGUUUGUAUAUCGUGUAAUUCGCAGCUCAAUUAUGCAUUUUAUGCAAAAUAGCUAGUUGCUUCAUAUGGGAAUAAGUUUUCACGUAUAACUUGAUCUAGCUAUGAUGAUUAGAUUACAUUUGGGGUUUCUAGUCGGGAUAAUCAGGUUCUCACCCUUUUGAGAACUUUUUACAGAUUUCACAUCGGUACUUUUCUAAAUUAUAGUUUUUCUCAUCUACGUUGGGUAUGACUUCAAUGUUAGUCUUCCAACUUUUAGAAUGAAUAAGGUCCUUUUUGAGAUUUUCUUUUCGCAAGGAAUAGUUAAACAGGCUGUGUAGGCUUUUUUCUUUUCUAAAUCAGUCUUUCAUUGUCAUGGAGUUCUAUCUCUACCGACUUUUUAUCUUCUAGCAUCUUCUUUCCGCUUAUGGCACAGUUCCCUUCUUUGAUGCCCUGGGGUUGUCAUGAGCCAUAACCCUGUUGUUCAGCGAAGCUGCUUGGUUGCAUUCAAUUGGUUAGUCAGGUCUCAUGAUAAAAACAGAAAUCUUGGCAGAUCAAGAAUAAUCUGGCAAGCUUUAUUAGGAUUUUGUUUGCAAUUCGCAAGUAAUGCACAAGAAGAACAUAAGAUCAGAAAUCAGUGCCGGCCAUUAUAAGAAGCCGAUUGUGGUAGACUUUCUGAAAUCCGAUUUAUUUCGUGAUUUAUAAAAUCUUUCUCAGUGGAGGGGUUUUUCUGUGUUUGCGCAGCCGUUGAGGGAUGGAUUAUACUGGUGACGGGGGUUCAUGAAGAGGCACAAGAGGACGACAUUCUCAAUUCUUUCCGUGAGUUUGGACAAGUUAAAAAUCUUCAUCUGAAUCUGGACCGCCGCACUGGAUUCGUCAAGGUGACUGAUCCACCUCAUCCAGCACCCUUUUUUUUCAUACAUUAUAAUUAUCUUACAUAUAUGAAUAUCACCUGCUAUGAUAACCGUUUAAUAGAUUUCAAUCAAGAUGACGGACUUGUCAAACAAUCUACCCAUUUUGUGAAAAUUCUAACACUUAUCCUCACACUUCUCAAGUCUCCCAUUUUGACUUAGGUUGACUUAGGUUGACUUAGGUUGCGGUAUCACCUUCAAUGAACCAUGUUGAAAGACACCUCCAUACGUGUCACCUACUCUUCCCUAUCUUUAGAAUAUUCCCAAAACCUUGGUGUGUUGAGUCAAACUAGGCCCACUGUGCUUCAACUUGCUCUCUUCGGCCAAGAUCAGCUGCUCAAGUGGGCCCCAUCCCCUGGAUCGGACGCUUCGCUGGGUCUGAGGAAUUCGUUCUGGUUGUAGGGGUACGCUCUGAUCGAGUACGAGAACUAUGAGGAGGCACGCGCCGCAAUAGAGGCGUUGAACGGGUCUGAGCUCCUCACGCAGAUCAUCUCAGUGGAUUGGGCCUUCAGCAAGGGCCCGUUUAGGCGCAGGAAUAUGAGGAGGAGGUGCGUUUACUUCUCCUCUUCUCGCCUCCCCCCCUUCCCCCAACCCCGGCAUUUUUGACUUGUGCUUCUGAUGACGUGGGUCUCGCAGGUCGCCCCGGCGUUCUAGGAGCCCCCGGAGGAGAUACUGA
Messenger RNA from Spirodela intermedia, 2847 nucleotides. Lineage: Eukaryota; Viridiplantae; Streptophyta; Magnoliopsida; Alismatales; Araceae. The record is from the annotation of a GenBank genome assembly.